Acinonyx jubatus (cheetah) is the source of this 1119-nucleotide messenger RNA. Its product is annotated as histone H3.1-like. NCBI's taxonomy places the organism in Eukaryota, Metazoa, Chordata, Mammalia, Carnivora, Felidae. The transcript is spliced from 2 exons. Gene Ontology annotation, cellular component: nucleosome. The record is from RefSeq and is a predicted model, not a curated record. Bases 1 to 423 code for a protein of 140 amino acids. Gene Ontology annotation, molecular function: structural constituent of chromatin; DNA binding; protein heterodimerization activity.
AUGCCCUUCAGGACGGCUCACACGAAGCAGACGGCGCGCAAGUCGACGGGCGGCAAGGCCCCGCGCAAGCAGCUGGCCACCAAGGCGGCCCGCAAGAGCGCGCCGGCCACCGGCGGCGUCAAGAAGCCGCACCGCUACCGGCCCGGCACGGUGGCCCUGCGCGAGAUCCGCCGCUACCAGAAGUCCACCGAGCUGCUGAUCCGCAAGCUGCCGUUCCAGCGGCUGGUGCGCGAGAUCGCGCAGGACUUCAAGACCGACCUGCGCUUCCAGAGCUCGGCCGUGAUGGCGCUGCAGGAGGCGUGCGAGGCCUACCUGGUGGGGCUCUUCGAGGACACCAACCUGUGCGCCAUCCACGCCAAGCGCGUCACCGUCAUGCCCAAGGACAUCCAGCUGGCGCGCCGCAUCCGUAGGGAGCGGGCCUAAGUUCCUUCAGCCAGUGAAAACUUUAAUGCCCAAAGGCUCUUUUCAGAGCCAGUUACCUUUUCUAUGAGAUAGUGCUUUGUUCUUGUUCUCGUAAAUUGUGAAAGAUCCUGGAGAAACCAAGUGUUACAAGUCCUUGCAUAAGCUUAAUUGUGUGGCUCUGAAAAGAGCCUUUAGGUAUUCUCAGUUAGCCAAACUUCUGAGUUCCUGCCGGCCCCUUCUUGGGCUUGGCCGCCUUGGGCUUCGGGGCCUUGACCUUGGCGGGGCUCUUGGCAGCUUUCACCUUCCUCGGGCUCUUGGCCACUUUCUUGGCCGCCGCCGCCGCGGGCUUCUUCGCCUUCUUCGGGGUCUUCUUGGCGCUCUUCUUGGGGGUGCUGGCCCCCGUCGCCUUCUUGGCUUUCUUGGCCGCCCCGGCAGCCUUCUUGGGCUUGGCCGCGCCCGCCUUCUUGGCUUUGGGCUUGGCCUCCCCGGACGCCGCCUUCUUGUUGAGCUUGAACGAGCCCGAGGCGCCGGUGCCCUUGGUCUGCACCAGGGUGCCCUUGCUCACCAGGCUCUUGAGGCCCAGCUUGAUGCGGCUGUUGUUCUUCUCCACGUCGUAGCCGGCGGCCGCCAGCGCCUUCUUGAGCGCGGCCAGGGACACGCCGCUGCGCUCCUUGGAGGCGGCCACGGCCUUGGUGAUGAGCUCGGACACCGGCGGCC